GAUUGGAGGUCAGUGAAAGAAAAAAAUUGCACUGACUGAUGUGCGUGCAUGUCAGUAUUACUGUCAGAUUAAAAAACGAGUAUAUCCAAUAUCACCAUCAGACACAUCAACUGCCUGGAUGCCGACGUGAAGCCAGUACUGCCGGACACACACAAAGCCUAAAAUGACCGAUGUGCUGACCCCUGAGGUGUAAAUGGCGUCCAAAGUGAGAGAUGCUGUGGUGUGGUACCAGAAGAAGAUUGGGGCCUAUGAUCAGCAGAUAUGGGAGAAGUCUGUGGAGCAAAGGGAAAUCAAGUUUAUUAGACUGGGCCUGAGGAACAAGCCAAAGAAGACCGGCCAUGUGAAGCCAGACCUCAUCGACGUGGACCUAGUGAGAGGCUCAGCGUUCGCCAAGGCCAAGCCUGAGAGCCCGUGGACCUCCCUGACCCGGAAGGGCAUCGUGAGGGUGGUCUUCUUCCCCUUCUUCUUCAGAUGGUGGAUCCAGGUCACCUCCAGGGCCAUCUUCUUCCUGCUGCUCUCCCUCUAUCUCCUCCAAGCGGCGGCGGCGGUGUUGUUUUUCACCGUGCCGCAGACCCGCGGGAUCCCUGUCACCGAGGUGUUCGGCGGCAUAUGGCUGAUGCUGCUCCUGGGGACCGUCCACUGCCAGAUCGUGUCCACGAGAACCCCCAAACCCACCCCCAGCAGCGGGGGCAAGAGGAGAAGGAAGUUAAGGAGGGCAGCUCACUUGGAGGUGCAUAGGGAAGGCGAUGGCUCUAGCACUACAGAUAACACACAGGAGGGGGCGCUGCGCUGCUCCGGGUCUGCAGCCACUCACAGCCUUGCUGCUUUCUUCAGAGAGCUCUGGCAUGAUAUCUUUAAAACGGGGUCCAAGAAGUCGAAGAUGUCCAUCGACAAGUCGACGGAGACGGACAACGGCUACGUGUCCCUGGACGGGCGGGUGACCAGCAAGAGCAGCGAGGAGGGCCUGCAGCUGCACGAGCCCCUGUGUGACCUCCUGCGCCCUGAGGAGACCUGCUGGGGCUCUGUCCCGCCCCAGAACAGCCUCCUGCUGCCCCCCAUCGGCAAGGAGCCCCCCAGCCCUCGCAGCGUGGAGAACAUGUCCGACGAGGCGUCCAGCGAGGAGGACCCUGAGGCCUCCUACAGCGCCAUCCGCCGCGGCGUGGAGCGCAUGAACAGCGACUGCACACUACGCAACAGGAAGACGCAUCACUACAAGAAACACUACCCCGCUGAGGAGACGCCCAAGUCGGGCACCAGCUGCAGCUCGCGCUGCUCCAGCCUGCGGCAGGACUCGGAGAGCACGCGGCACGAGUCGGAGACGGAGGACGUGCUCUGGGAGGACUUCCUGCACUGCGCCGAGUGCCGCUCCUCCUGCACCAGCGAGACCGAGGGCGAGGGCGGCGCCGUCUGCCCCGCCCCCAAGAAGGAGUACCGGGACGACCCCUUCCACCAGGGCCACGUCCCGUGGCUGCACAGCUCGAACCCGGGCCUGGAGCGCGUCAGCGCCAUCGUGUGGGAGGGCAACGAGUGCAAGAAGGCCGACAUGUCCGUGCUGGAGAUCAGCGGCAUGAUCAUGAAUAGGGUGAACCUCUACACGCCGGGGAUCGGGUACCAGAUAUUUGGGAAGAUGGUUUCCGUGGUGCUGGGGCUGACGCCGUUCGCCUACAGGCUGUCCCAGUACAAGGACCUGGAGCAGCUGGCCACCCUCUCGGCCCGCGAGCUCGUCUCCGUCGCCUUCGGCUCCAGCGGCGACGCCAUGGUGAUCACCAUGGUGACCAUCAGCUUUGUGGUGCGCGUGUGCCUCAUCUGGCUCUUCUUCUUCCUGCUGAGUGUGGCGGAGAGGACCUACAAGCAGAGGCUGCUGUUUGCCAAGCUCUUUGGCCACCUCACCUCUGCCAGGAGGGCCCGGAAGUCCGAGGUUCCUCACUUCCGCUUGAAGAAAGUGCAGAAUAUUAAGAUGUGGCUCUCCCUGCGCUCUUACCUGAAGAGGCGGGGCCCACAGCGCUCAGUGGAUGUCAUUGUGUCCUCUGCGUUCCUGCUCACCCUCUCUGUUAUCGUCAUCUGCUGCGCCCAGCUGCUCCAUGUCCAUGAGACGUUCCUGGAGUGUCACUACAACUGGGAGCUGGUGAUCUGGUGCACCUCCCUGUCCCUCUUCCUGCUGCGCUUCGUCACACUGGGAUCCGAGACCAGCAAGAAGUACAGCAACACCUCCAUCUUACUGACAGAACAGAUAAAUCUGUACCUGAAAAUGGAGAAGAAACCAAAUAAAAAAGAAGAACUGACCCUGGUGAAUAAUGUGCUGAAGUUAGCCACCAAGCUACUGAAGGAGCUGGACACCCCCUUCAGACUGUACGGGCUGACCAUGAACCCCCUCCUCUACAACAUCACACAGGUGGUGAUCCUGUCGGCCGUGUCAGGGGUCAUCAGUGACCUGCUGGGGUUCAAUCUGAAGCUUUGGAAGAUUAAAUCGUGACAGGAAGCUAUGUGAAUUCAGCAGGCCCUCAAGCUAAGGGAAGAAAUACACUUGACCAGAGGAGGGCGCUGUUGAGGCUGACUACAGACUCUGAUAAUGAACUGUGGCCCUUUUCCCGGACAAAUCGAAGUGCUUACAUUUCACGUACUUGUGCAAUUCAGAUAUUUAUUUUACCCUUUCAGUGUUUUAGGUUUUUUGCCUUUUGUUUUAGUGACAUGUUUUAAUUGAAAGUAUUAUUUCUUUGGCAGCAGAUAUGUGUUCUCAGAGGUAUGCUCACACCGCAGAGAUGACAUCCAAGUGAAAUCUUGGGGUGGGGGGGCUGUGGACAAAGCGAAGAGUUACGGCACUUUUGUGUAUGCGUGCAUGCGUGUGCACUCGCAUACGUUUGCACGCAUUGUAUAUAAUGCAGCUCUUCAAAGAAUCACAUUUAUUUAGCGUAGACGUAGUCAGUUCACUGUGAACACUACAGGACAUCGUGGUCUCAGAACGACAGACUCAUCGCAUUGUGGAAAA
This is a messenger RNA of Anguilla anguilla (European eel), 2986 nucleotides long. RefSeq names its product putative homeodomain transcription factor 2. The record is from RefSeq and is a predicted model, not a curated record. Bases 194 to 2473 code for a protein of 759 amino acids. Lineage: Eukaryota; Metazoa; Chordata; Actinopteri; Anguilliformes; Anguillidae. Gene Ontology annotation, cellular component: endoplasmic reticulum. The transcript is spliced from 19 exons.